Messenger RNA from Contarinia nasturtii (swede midge), 1431 nucleotides. Its product is annotated as serine protease inhibitor 88Ea-like. The record is from RefSeq and is a predicted model, not a curated record. Bases 76 to 1389 code for a protein of 437 amino acids. Gene Ontology annotation, molecular function: serine-type endopeptidase inhibitor activity. The transcript is spliced from 5 exons. NCBI's taxonomy places the organism in Eukaryota, Metazoa, Arthropoda, Insecta, Diptera, Cecidomyiidae.
AGAAAACGCAUUCAGUGUAUAAAGUGCUAUUGAGUUGAUUAGUUGCCUUCGAGUGCAUCGCCACAUUGAGUAGAAAUGAAUUUCCUUUUUGCUAUUUUCACUCACAUCGUAAAUAUGAAAAAAUCAGUGAUAUCAGUAAUAGUUUUGGCAGCGGUGUCUAAAUUAUUGUUACCACAUUUAUUUGCAUAUUACGAAACGAAACAGCAGCAGCUAAAUGUUACAGCCGAUAAACCAACUGCGAAAUCGUACUAUCCUGAAUUGAAAUUUGCAAUUUCACUAUUGGCUCUUUUACAAAAGAACGAACCAAACGAAAGUAUUUUUUAUUCGCCACACAGUGUGUACACAACACUUUUGAUGGCCUAUUUUGGUGCUGGUGGUGAAACAGAGAUAGAACUCAAACAAUUAUUAUUGUCGACUGAAACCAGUAAGGCAGAUGCUGAAUAUGCAUAUCAAUUGAAAAAAGAACAACAGCUCAAUCGAUUUCAAAAUCAAUCCGUCGAAUUUACUUCGGUUGAAAAAUUAUACGUCCGCACUGGUGUACGAGUCCGUGAUUCAAUAAAAACCCUAUUGAAGGACAGCAUUGAACAACUCGAUUUUGCUGAUGACCUCGAGCAAUCCAUUAAACUCAUUAACCAAUUCAUUACAAAAACGACGAAGAACAAUAUCAAAGAUUUUUUACAACCAAAUUCACUAUCGAAACAGACAAUGCUCGUUAUGAUCAAUGCAGUAUAUUUCAAGGGACAAUGGGCAAAUGUGUUCGAUAAAGGGCAAACUGAUCGGAGAAUAUUUUAUAAGCAAGACGGUGAAGAAGUUUAUGUUGAUAUGAUGCAUCAAUAUGCACACUUCAAAUAUGGUUUCAUUGAGAAUUUGAAUACACAAGUCCUAAAAAUGCCAUAUGAAGAUGAAAAUGAAUCCUUGUCAAUGUUCAUCUUCUUGCCAGACGCUUCUUCAACCGCUAUCGAUGUACUUCUGGACAAAUUAUCACCAGAAAUUUUAGAUAAUGUUUUCAGCGGACACAGGAGUGUAUACCGACCAACAUAUAUUAAUGAGGAAAUUUUUGUUAGUCUGCCAAAGUUUUCGUUUGAAAGUAGAAUCGAUUUGUCCUCGAUAAUGGAACGACAUAUAGGGGUUCAUAAUUUAUUCCAAAAUUCCAAUUUCAGUGGUAUCUUUGAAUCAACAGAACCAAAAUUCGAGUCUAAACUUGCCCACAUGGCGAAAAUUAAAAUUAAUGAAGUAGGCACCGUAGCUGAAGCUGGUACAUAUCUGAGCACCUGGAUAGCCUCUGAUUGCCGAUCUUUUGAUUGUAAUCAUCCAUUUUUGUUUGUAAUUUAUGAUCAAAAAUGCAGUGAAAUGUUGUUUGCUGGAAUUUAUCACGGCCCAAAUGUGUAAUAAAAUAUUUAAUAAAACUUGACAUUGAAACAGAAACAGAAA